AUGAUUCCACUGCUUCGCAUUAUCCUCGCAGACCCUUCCCCCACCCCAUACUCCGCUUUGUCGAUCUCCUCUUUUUUCCUCGCCGAUGAAAGGAGAUGGAUCCAAAUGCUUAAGGUUUUUGGCUAUGGAUUCUGCCUUCAGGUCUCUGCAGAAGGUACGUUAAAACGUGUAUUCCCGUGUCAGUAUAUAAGCUCGAGGAUAAUAUAUAAUUGGAACAGGUUUGCAUGGGCUACAUAUCCCUGGAGCUAUUCUUUGGGGUUGAUGCGUGGAAUAUUUGAGAAAAUUGAAAGAUUUAAACUAUUUAAGCAGGUCAAUCUUGAGUCGACGAAAAUACAUAAGUAUAUUAUUGUCGAUUUUAUGCUUCCAUCUAAGGUUAGUUUGAAAUGGAAUUGUAUACCAGAAUAG
Lactuca saligna is the source of this 405-nucleotide messenger RNA. Lineage: Eukaryota; Viridiplantae; Streptophyta; Magnoliopsida; Asterales; Asteraceae. The record is from the annotation of a GenBank genome assembly.